CAGCCGGCGGCUGGAGGCGGGGCCUCACUCUCAGCCUGUCCUGGGAGCCGUGGGAUUUGCCAUGGACUCUCUCAGCACUAGGGGGAAGAGCUGAUUCUCCACCAACCGAUCCUGAAGUCCUUCAAAGGAAAGGGGAGCCCCUCUCCUCUCCCUCCUUCCCUCCCAAUGCAAUCCCAGCCCAGUUCGUCUCAGGCAAUGGACAAACCCAUCAAGGGCAUACUGAAGAGGAGCCGCAGACUCGCAGAGGACAGUCAAAAGAAAUCACAGAAAUGGGAUGAGAUGAACAUAAUUGCUACCUACAAGCCUUUGGAAAAGGAUUAUGGGCACAUGACCAUCGACGAAGUUAAAACUCCUUUCAGGUACAACCCUGACGAUGAGGCAGGAAGCAGCUCGGGACCUACUUUCUCUGUGGAUGAACUGAGAACAAGGAUAAGCACUCUGACCACAAUGAACAAAGGCAAACAUCAGCAAGUGAAGAUGAAGAACAUGGACAAUGACAAGGAUGAUAUUCACCUGGUCGACAGAGAAAGCAAACGGCAGUUUGAGCAAAGACGGAAGCAGAUUUAUGACGAGGGUUGGAACAUUAAGCGUGCCCGAGAACUGAUUGCUCGCGAGCAGCUGGAUGACAGUGACGAUUCCGACUCCCCAGGUAUCCAGGUGUCGGGAUAUCUCAAGAGCUGGUUCCACUCCCUAAUCAGGAAGAUGGCCAAGUGCUGUGGUCUACUGUGAGAGCGACAGAUGUCAAAACCCUUUCAAGAUUCCAGCCCAAACGAGGGGAGGCAGCAAUUUCUAGACUCCCAAGAUUUGCAUUUGCUAGCUCUCAUUGUCUCCUGGAGUUGUUAAAUAGCUACUUUAUGUAAUUGCCUCACUAUGAUGUUGUGCCCAUAAUUUCUUUGGCUGCUUGGAUGACAAAAAAACCACCAUUUAUAAAUGUUUUACUGAUAUUUAAGGAUUUUGUAAAUAUUGUUGAGUUUUUGGAAUGGUGUUUUUAAAUAAAUAGCCUUCAAUAAACUG
This is a messenger RNA of Mobula hypostoma (lesser devil ray), 1014 nucleotides long. RefSeq names its product protein phosphatase inhibitor 2-like. The transcript has 7 exons. Gene Ontology annotation, molecular function: protein phosphatase inhibitor activity. The coding region runs from base 166 to 729 and encodes 187 amino acids. The record is from RefSeq and is a predicted model, not a curated record. Gene Ontology annotation, biological process: regulation of signal transduction. Lineage: Eukaryota; Metazoa; Chordata; Chondrichthyes; Myliobatiformes; Myliobatidae.